ACAAUUUCAAUCGAACAAAUAUUUAUCGCACAAAAAUAUCGAUGAUGAUAUGCGAAACAUAUACAUGUCAUUGAUAUCAAUGAAUAUUUAACAUCCCUAUUUCAAAUUGUUUACGCCCGUGUGUGGACUGCAUUGGGCGCAUCAAAAACACAACAACAAGUGCAAUAAUAACAUGGCCGGUUUCGUAGCGGUGCACACAGGGGCUGGAAACUGCAUCGAUGAGACCAAAUACCAACGGGUGAUUAAAGAGGCGUGCAUCCGGGCCACGGACAUUCUGCGGAAUGGGGGAUCAGCCGUAGAUGCGUGCGAGGCGGCUAUAAUUCGACUGGAGAACUGCGGCUACACGAAUGCCGGCUACGGCUCCAAUCUCUGCAUGGACGGUUCUGUGCAGUGCGAUGCCGCUAUAAUGAACGGAUCUACUCUGAACUUCGGAGCGUGCACAAAUGUCAGCCGAGUGAAGAAUCCCAUUCAGCUGGCGCGCCAAAUUUGUGAGGCACAGUCGAAUCCCCAGCUCCUGGAACGCAUACCGCCCAUGGUCUUAGCUGGAAGCGGAGCGGAGCGCUAUGCCGACGAAGUCGGAUGUGCAAUGGUGGAUGAUAGUAGCUUAAUGAUCUCAUCGAAAGCGAAAUUCCAGUUCAAUCAUUACAAGAGUAAAUACGAUUUGGUUGUGAGCAGCAGAAACAACAAGGCCGCCUCCGAGGAGCCCGUCCCUGUGCCCGACGCGAGCAACGAAGUGGAGCUCGCAGCGUCUCUGGACACCGUGGGAGCCGUGUGCGUCGAUAGCCUCGGCAACACUGCAGCGGGCUGCAGUUCCGGCGGAAUACUGCUGAAAGUGCCAGGACGGGUUGGCCAGGCGGCAACAUAUGGUGCUGGCUGUUGGGCGACCGACACAGACGAUCUGGCGAUAGCCACCUGCACGACCGGCAACGGGGAGUACCUAAUGAAGACACUGCUGGCCAGAGAGAUAUGCAACGGGGCCUUCACCAGCGACUGCGCCGUGACGAGUCUGCACAAGACGUUCACACAAAAGUUUCUCGACUCUCCGCUGCUGCCACAGCAGCAGGAUCUCUAUGCCGGCGCCUUGACAUUGCUCUACUAUCCGAAGCAGAGCAGCGGCGAGGUGAUGUGGAGCCAUACGACGCAAUCGUUUUGCGUUGGCUACAUGGCGACAACGCAGAAAGUGCCAAAGUUUGUACACUCUCCACUGCCCACAUACAGCGUCCCGGGCCGAUCAUGCGUCGUCAAUGGCCAUAAUUUCCAUUUGCGCAUUUAGAUGGGGGCUGGCCAGCCGCAGUGUCUCUGCCGGCCCCAUCCCAUCCUGUCCGCCGUUCAGUGUCAUUUUUGCGGGACUCUGCAAUUCAUUUGAUUUAAUGUUUAAUUGCCGCGACAAUCGCUGCCAAUGCAACAGCACCACAAGAAAGAGAGGCAGCAGCAGCAGCUUUGCCUUUGUCUCUAUGAAAUAUUAAGAAUAAUUAAGAAAAAAACUUUUCAUUGUACUUAUUUGUAUAUGCUCGUAGGUUGUAAGCCGUAUCUGUGUGAGCAGAACAUGAGGCGUUUGUGUGUGUGUGUGUGCGUGUGCCUGUGUGUGUGCGCAAUGAAAUAAGUUUUCGAAUAUUGAAAUUUGAAAUUUCCCCUCGUUGAACGCAACUGUGCGCCAGAUAAAUCAGGCAGGCGGCAUGCGAUUCGAGUGGGAAUAUCAUAUUCGUAUGUUUGUAUCCGUAUGUAUAUUUAGACCCGCUGACGUACUUAUUUAUGUGUGCAAAUGUUUAUGUCCAAGUGUUUACGGCCAUCAAUGUACAGAACUUAACCCAUUAAUUUCGACGACAUUUAAACUAUAAUAUGCCUAUACAAUAUCAAGGUCUAGUAUCUUUUCUUUGAUUCGUCCUCAACAUGAAUACAUAAUUAGUUUGUAAAUGCUUUUGCUUUUACUUUUACUUUUGCUGCUACCCAUUUUGUAUGUUUGUAUGUAUAUUCGCCUAAUUAUGACGUGUGCGUGUUUUAAACAGUCUCAGUCUUCUAGUUUUUAAUGGUUUCGUCGUUUAUUGCUUUUUGUGUUUGUCUGUCGUAAUUUGUUAUGGAAUUUCCAGGCAGAUAUUGCCGAACAUCUCGAGGCUUCUAAUUAAUACAAUAGCUUAUGCUAUACAUAUAUUGUACACCCGAAAUCAUAGAGUUCCUUCCGCUGAAGCUAACUACUGCACCUGGACCUGGCUCCUGGAGUUUAGUCAACAGACACAUAUUUUUGUUUAGUUGUAAGAACCCGAAUAGUCUCUAAGCCAAAUGUCAAAUAUGGAUCAUUAUAUGUAUGUGUAUUGCAAAUCAAAAGUGGAUAUUUAUGCAUUA
Molecule: messenger RNA, 2340 nt
Organism: Drosophila pseudoobscura
Lineage: Eukaryota; Metazoa; Arthropoda; Insecta; Diptera; Drosophilidae
Gene: Tasp1
Product: Taspase 1
Exons: 4
Coding region: 173-1273 (366 amino acids)
Biological process (GO): protein maturation
Cellular component (GO): cytoplasm
Molecular function (GO): threonine-type endopeptidase activity; beta-aspartyl-peptidase activity; asparaginase activity
Source: RefSeq, a predicted model, not a curated record